AUGGACAUUAGAAGGAUGGAAGGACUCCUCCGUGCCACGAUUGAUCCUAAUCAACACUCCGCUGCAGACGAGGAGCUCAACAAGGUCGAAAAUAUUCCCGGAGUUGCUCCAGCCCUCCUCCAAAUCAUCAUGUCACACGGGGUCGGGAUGCCAAUCCGUCAAGCGGGGGUGCAUCACUUAAAAAAAUUCAUUUUAAACUCGUGGUCAGUGGAGGACACUACCCGUUUCCAGUUGCGUGACCAAGAUCGUGCCGUCAUUCGCGACGCCCUCGUCGAUGCUGCCGUCGAAGCCCCACAAAUUAUCCGAUCCGAACUCUGCGAAUGCAUCGGAUACAUUUGCAAAGCCGACUUUCCCACCCGCUGGCCAUCCCUUGUCGAUGACAUCGUCAUCUAUUUACAAUCACCGGACGCAGCGGGAUACCCAGGAGCGUUGAGCGGGUUCCGUGUCCUGGUUAAGAGUUUUGACCAUAAGAGGGGCGACGAGCGGGUGCCACUUGACGAGGCGGUGGAUACCCUUCUCCCCCUUGUUCAACAAAUCAUGGUCCGUGUGCUGCCGGAUGAUUCCCCUCAAGCUCUUAUGAUCCAGCGUUUAGCUCUCAAGACGUUCUACGCCCUCAUUCAGUACCAGCUCCCACUCGGCGAGAGAGGAAGCUGCACCAGGUUUCAACAGUGGAUGGAGCUAGUUAAACAUGUUCUGGCUAGGACAAACCCGGAAUUGGAAAAGAAUCCAGUGGAAGAUGAGGAACGCCAAGGGUUGGAAGAGCACGAUUGGUGGAAGAGUAAAAAAUGGACAAUUCGCAUUUUAUACGUAAUUUUUAAGCGGUACGGGUCUCCUGGCGGGAUGACCAAAGACACUGCGACAGAUUACCUCUCAAACUUCUCUGAAGGAGCUACUCCAGUCGUCUUGCAAAUCCUGGAAACGCACAGAAGCGGAAACUUCGUCGCGGAUAAGGUCAUGCUAGAAGGCAGCCUCUAUUUGCAGGUCGUAAAGGCGUCAUUGCAGCACGACCUCAUUCCUCCUCCUAUUGCUGAGGAAAAAGAUGAAACGUCUCACGGGCACGAACCUCAGAGCCACGAUGGGGACGAAAUUUAUGAAGAACCAGUCGAAGCUUUAGAAAAUCUGGGCCGGUUAAGCAAGACUAAAACUUCGCUUCCAAAGAAUGACGAAGUUAACGUAGUGAGUAAAACAACAAAUUAA
This is a messenger RNA of Folsomia candida, 1197 nucleotides long. Its product is annotated as importin-8. Gene Ontology annotation, cellular component: nuclear envelope; cytosol. The record is from RefSeq and is a predicted model, not a curated record. Lineage: Eukaryota; Metazoa; Arthropoda; Collembola; Entomobryomorpha; Isotomidae. Gene Ontology annotation, biological process: protein import into nucleus. The transcript has 6 exons. Gene Ontology annotation, molecular function: small GTPase binding. The coding region runs from base 1 to 1197 and encodes 398 amino acids.